AUGGCUUCUUCUUCAUCAUCACCUUCACCAAUUUUUACCAGAAAGUCAACUGACCAAAAAGAUGCAGUACUUUCGCCAAUGCAACGAAAACGACGACAACAUCGAGGUUCUACUCAGAAAUCUUUUUCACAUUCGUCCGACACGGAUGAUGAUGAUGAUGAUGAUGAUGCUGAUGAUGAUGACGAUGAGGAGAACGAUGAUGCUGCUAUUGAAUUGUUAGAUGAACAAACAACAUCAUCUGCUCUUUACGAAGUCAACGCAUCAACACAUCGACAUAUCAAUAGGCAUAAAAAGGCAAAAGAAAAAGAUUAUCAAACAUCUCAGAGAAAUAAUAACAAUAAGCGUGAUCAUAGUUCACAACAGGGCUCGAUCGUUGAUAGUCGAUCGCAUUAUCAAAAUUCUAAAUUUUUACAACAGACAAGAACAACAACAUCCGAUGCCCAAAAAUUCUCAGAAGUAACAUCACAAAAACAAAUAACACAAGAUGAAUACGACGAAUUAAGUAGUAUCAUUGAAAAUACGGACGUUCCACUAUCGACUAUGCAAAGAUUAGCUGAAGAAAACCCACUAGCUCCAUCUCAUUCACAAUCAUCUCAAUCACCAAAUCUUGAUAGACGAGGUGUAACAAAUUUAGUUUCACCGCAAAACUCUCCACUAUCUAAAUCAAACAUGGUUUCGAUUCAAUCUACUUCUUCUCCUCGGCCUCUUCCGAAAUCUUGUAUACCAUCACCUCGACCGUCUGAAACAAACGAAGUUCUGGUCUAUCCAUCGUCGAUUAGUUUAAAGGGUCUUUUAUCAUAUCAAGAUGUGAUCGGUGCUAUUGAACGUGAAUUUCAUUUACAUGAAGGACAGGAACGUGAAAUUAUCAUGAAGUUAUGGCUGAAAGAACAGACAAUGAUGUCAAUUUUACAACGCUAUCGACAUUUACUACAAGAUCUAAAUUUAGACGACGAAGAUUUUCUUGGUGGCAUAAAGAAUAUACGUGAAAUGAUUAAUUAUGCAGAUCGCGAUGUUCAAUAUCUUCGAGAACAAGCAAUAAUGCUUGAAAAUCAAAAUCAUUUUCUUGAAAAUGAAUUUCAUCGACAAUUAGAUAAAAUAGUUGUCGAAAAAAAUGAACAAAUAAGUCGAUUAAUUCAUAUUAUUGAUCAAACUUGUCCACCACCAAUGGAAUAUACAGAUCGCAUUAGUGAUCUUACGCAAUCAUCAGGAAAUCAAGAUCUUGUUGCGCAAAAAUUCAUGCAACAAAAUGUUGAAUUACAACGUCAAUUGGAAACUCUUCGUGCUAAACUUGAAUAUACAUUUGCAUUGCUCAAUGAAAAAUUAGACCAGAAUGCGAAUCCAUCAACAUCGGCAAUAAUUCAAAAUGCUAUCGAACAAAUGCGAAAAUCCGAUACAAAAUUACAAGAACUUGAAUUGAAAUCUUUAUCUCAACAAGAAGAAAAUGAUCUUCUUAGAUAUUUAAUGGAGAGAUCUCAAUAUGCACAAAAUGUUGAUAUAACACAAAUGUGUAGCGUUCUUGAGCAACGUUCACUCGAACGUGAAAUCACUCGUGUUCAUUAUGAACUUGAUUUAACGGAAAAGAAGCUAGUUGACCUUGAACAAAGAUUUGAAAAUUCUGAUGAAAGCGUUAAAUUUAAUAUUGAAGCACUUAAAUUAAAAUGUGAUGUCUUACGGCAACAUAUUGCUACAUGUAAUCAACGAUUAAGCGAAGCUCUGCAACAAACACCAAUGGAUUAUGCAGAUGAUACUCAAAUGCCAAGUGAUGAACGACAAUAUCAAGAUGCCGAUCAAAAUGUUUCGCGACUUGAAAAUGAACUCUUAACAUUACGUGAACGAUACGAUGAUUUAGCUGAAUACUCGAAUACACUCAAACACGAAUUGGAUAAUGCAAGAAGACAAUUACAUGAAGAAUAUGUUAUAACAAAAGAUACGUAUCAGCCAGUUAUGGAUCUCAAUGAUUCAUCGGCUUUAGAGAAUGAACGUCAACGGUCGACUGAACUUGAAAGUGAGCUGAUGUCACUUAAACUAAAGUACGAGGACGUCUGCAAGCGUGUUACUGCUGCAACACUUCAACUUGAACGGGUAAAAGUUUUACUGGAGCAAACAUUACAUCGUUGUGAGCAACUUGAAAAAGAAAAGUUGGAAAUUAAUGCACAAUCAGAAUAUCUCUCACAAAAUGUUGCGAGUGUGACGGCGAAGUAUAAAGAUAAAGUGAAUACAAUUAAAUCACGUCUAGAACAAACUGAUCGUGAUCGACGUGAAGCUCACAUUCGUACUGAACAAUUACAAAAUGAAAUUGAGCGACUUAAAAAUGAACUAACACAUAAAAAAGAAGUGAUUUAUGAAAAGGAUAAACUUAUUCAAGAUGCACAAUAUAAAAGUCGAGAAAUACUUCUUGAACGACAAACAGUUGAAGAUCGAAUAUCAAAUGAAUACAAACGAUUACAUGAACUUGUUGAUAAAAAUCGCUUUCUCGAAGAUGAAUUAGAACGUUUGCGACGUAGUCAGAUACAUGAAAACAUUACUGUUCGACGAACCGAUGUUAUCAAUCUUGAUGCUGGUACAUCUGAUUCAUCCAAUCGCCUGGAAGAAUUACGAACACGAAUCAAUGAUUUUGAAAGACGAUUUGCAGCUGAAAAAGCUUGCAAAGAAUCGUUACAAGUUCAAAUUAAAAUACUCGAAGAAGAAAAUACUGAUCUUCGAGAUAUAAUGAACCAAAUGCGAAAGAGAUCACAAGAUGAUCGACGAACUGAUCGUGAUCGAAAUGAUGAAAUUCAGCAAUUGAUUGCUCGUGCGGAAUCGAACGCUCGUCAAUAUAUGUCAAAUUUUAAUAUAUCAACAACAUCGCCAACAUCGACUUUAGUGAGGAUAAUUCCAGUGUCCUCACCAACAAAAUUCUCAUGA
Messenger RNA from Rotaria socialis, 2904 nucleotides. The record is from the annotation of a GenBank genome assembly. Lineage: Eukaryota; Metazoa; Rotifera; Eurotatoria; Philodinida; Philodinidae.